This is a messenger RNA of Aspergillus vadensis CBS 113365, 5241 nucleotides long. Its product is annotated as ketoacyl-synt-domain-containing protein. Lineage: Eukaryota; Fungi; Ascomycota; Eurotiomycetes; Eurotiales; Aspergillaceae. The transcript has 16 exons. Bases 1 to 5241 code for a protein of 1746 amino acids. Gene Ontology annotation, molecular function: oxidoreductase activity; 3-oxoacyl-[acyl-carrier-protein] synthase activity; fatty acid synthase activity. Gene Ontology annotation, biological process: secondary metabolite biosynthetic process; fatty acid biosynthetic process. The record is from RefSeq and is a predicted model, not a curated record.
AUGAGACUCCCUGGGGGUGUUCGCACAGGCGAUCAGUUUUGGGAUUAUUUGAUGAAGAAAAAAGACGGCCUUUGUGAGGUGCCGAAGAGCAGAUAUAACGCAGAUUCAUUUUAUCAUCCGACAAGAGAGCGCUCCACUCGAACAAAGUAUGGUUAUUAUCUGCAAGAAGACCCGGCCCAUUUCGACGCCGAAUUCUUCGCCGUGCGAAACCAUGAAGCAACCCGAAUGGACCCGCAACAGCGGCUCCUUCUGGAGUUAGUUUGGGAAUGCCUUGAGAGCGCGGGAGAAACGGAUUGGGAAGGUAAAGAUAUUGGCUGCUUUGUUGGUGUUUUUGGAGAAGACUGGUUAGGUCUUGCUCAUAGAGAUCCACAGACUGUCGACAGAUAUCAUGCUCUGGGCACAGGUGAUUAUGUUUUGGCCAAUUGUAUUUCCUACAGAUACGACUUCCGGGGUCCCAGCAUGACCAUCAAAGCUGCCUGUUCAUCCUCCCUGACUGCACUUCAUGAAGCAUGCCAGGCACUAGCCUCUGGAGCUUGUUCAUCGGCCAUAGUUGCUGGAAGUAAUCUUAUCAUGUCGCCAACCAUGACAACAAGCCUAUCUGAUAACAUGGUGUUAUCCCCAAGUGGUGUUUGUAGGACGUUCGACGCCCAAGCUGACGGCUAUGGCCAAGGUGAAGCAAUUAAUGUGCUGCACAUAAAGCGCCUAAGCAGUGCAAAGCAGGCAAAUGACCCUAUAAGGGCAGUUAUUCGGUCAACCGCUGUGAACUAUGACGGGAAAACAGCAAAUAUAUCUGCCCCAUCCGUUCAGUCCCAAGAGAGUCUUAUUCGAAAUGCAUAUCAAAGGGCUGGAAUCGAUGAGCUUCUAGAAACUGCCUUCGUUGAGUGCCAUGGUACUGGAACGGUAGCAGGAGAUGCGGCUGAGACAACAGCAAUUGACAAUUGCUUCAAGCCGAGCGGGGUAAUUAUUGGCGCGGUUAAACCUAACUUUGGCCAUUCAGAGGGUGCAUCGGGUAUCACGAGUCUCAUCAAAGCUAUCUUGUCACUCGAAAACUCAACAAUUCCGCCAAAUAUACACGUGAACAUUUUGAAUCCUCAAAUUCUAGAAUCCAGUUUAACGGUCCCUCUAGAGCCCAUGAAAUGGCCCGCCGAUCGACGCCAAAGGGUUAGUAUAAAUGGAUUUGGCAUAGGUGGUGCAAACGCCCAUGUCAUAUUGGAUUCUGCAGCGGAAUAUUGUGGCAAGUUCCAGGGUUCCCAGAGUUCCGAGUCAGUAGACGGAGCUAAGCUGCUUGUGGUCUCAGCCCAAGGCUCAAAGAGUCUGGAGAGCCGCAUUGGGCAGGUGUGUGACUAUGCAAACAGAUUCCCUGAUCAACUAUGUGAUCUUUCGUUCUCCCUGGGAAAAUCCUGCACUCAAGUCUCGCCUCAGCUUUCAUUUGUUUUUACUGGUCAAGGAUCCCAGUGGACAGGUAUGGGGAAAGGGCUAUUGAAGAAAUAUCCUUGUUUUGAGGAAGACAUGUUAAGGCUUGAGAGAGCUCUCAAAGGUCUUGAAGAUCCACCAUCAUGGUCUCUUCAGGAGGAGCUGUGCCGGACAAGCGACUCACGCGUUAAUGAAGCAGAAUUCUGUCAGCCACUCUGUACGGCCAUUCAGAUAGGACUUGUCAAUCUUCUCGCGUCCUGGGGAGUGCGGCCAGCUGCUGUAGUUGGGCACUCCAGUGGUGAAAUUGCAGCUGCUUAUGUAGCAGGCGCUAUCUCGGAGAAGUCGGCUAUAAUACUCGCAUAUUAUCGCGGCAAGCUGGCCAAACAACAAAUGGGUCUGGGGGAAAUGGCAAGUAUCGGCCUCUCAAGCGAAGAGGAAUACUCCUCAAAGCGUCACUCAAUAAGUAGAAUCGACAUUAUAGUGGAGAGGAUCAGGAAUGAUCUUCCUGAUAUCUUCUGCAGAAACCUUGGGCUCAAGAUCGCAUAUCACUCGCACCAAAUGAAGUGCCUGGGGGCCCUUUAUGAAGCCUCUAUAACAGGUCACUUGCAAAUAAACUCUCAUAUGCGGCCGAUGCUGUCAAGUGUCACUACGGCUAUGGUGACGGACCCUCAGGAGCUUGGCGCAGCCUACUGGAGACGAAACCUUGAGUCUCCUGUUCUUCUUGCAGAUGCAGUGAGCAAUCUGCUAAAGGAAGACAAGGCCCAUAUACUACUCGAAAUAGGUCCCCAUUCUGCACUAUCAGGUCCCCUAAAGCAGAUAUUUCGUAGUUACAGCCUGAAGCAUGGCCCACUCUAUAUUCCCACCUUGAAACGCUGCGAUGAUACCAGCUUCGAUGCUAGCUGUGAAGUUCAGCUCUUGUCCGCGCUAGGCUUGAUCCACAGCAACGGGGCCAUUGUUGACCUGAUGUCAGUGAACGGUAUGGGGCAUGUUGUGACAGACCUCCCGCCGUAUCCUUGGCAACACGGAGCACGAUACUGGAAUGAAAGCCGUUUGUAUUUCCUGCAGCUGGUUAUAUCGCUAUGGCAGGUGAAGCAGUCCGGCAGCUCAACCCAGGCACUGAGGAAUGGGCCUUACAUGAUCCCAGAGAGAUGGAACCAAGAGCUCCAGGAUGCUGGCUUCACCGGGGCUGAGGCAAUCCGUUACGACUUUCAUGCGCCUUUCCGAUCUUCAGCAACCUUGAUUACGAGGCUCAUACCCGGAUCAACAAUCAAGCCACCUAUAUCGUUGCUAGUUGCCGACCGGCAGUCUCCAGGUAUCUGGGCGAAUACUGUUCAUGCUAGGCUCACAGACCUAGGGUAUAUGGUGGAAUGGACAACCCUGGCUGAUCCGCCAACAAACAAGAAGUGCAUUAUAGUCUUGCUUGACCAGGAGGCCCCGUUUCUUUUCAAAUUGACAGGUAAUAGUUUCCAUGUACUAAGGGAUUAUUUAGCACAGAUCAGUCAGUGUGUCACACUAUGGGUUACGAAGAGCACGCAAGUCACUAGUAAAGACCCGAACUUCGGUCUUGCGCAAGGUUUUGUGCGAUCUGUGAGACAGGAGCUGAGGAUUGAUAUAUACUUGCUUGAGGUUAAGUCAUUUGAGCAAAAUGCUGCAGAUGCACUAGAGAAGAUUGUUCAAAAAGUCUUACAGUCCAAGGAUGCGGCAGGUGGCUAUCUGGAUUACGACUUUGCCUUCCAUGACACUACCAUAUACACUAGCCGAUGUUAUUGGCCACCCGGGGAUCAGAAGAACUUCCCAGAGUCGAAGGAAGAUAUCCCCAAGAAAAUCCACGUCGGUAAGGCUGGUCUUCUUGACAGUCUGAAGUGGUUGGAAUACCGCGAAGAGGACCUGGAUGAUGUUGAAAUCGAGGUUCACCUACAGUAUGUUGGUUCGAACUACAGGGAUGUCCUGGCCGCUUUGGGCUAUGUUGGGAGCACAAAUGAGCUGGGCCUAGAGGGAAGUGGAACCGUUUGGCGAGUUGGCAAGCAUGUCACCGACCUUGUGGCCGGUGAUGAAGUCUCAGUGGUGAGUCCUGGAAUCCUUCGCACACAUUUUGUCGUCAAUCAGAAACACUGCAGGAAGCUGCUCAGCGGGCUCUCGAUGAAAGAUGCAGCAGGCAUGGCGCUGGCAUACUUGACAGCGAUUUACUCGCUGGACUAUGUGGGACGGGUUCAGAAAGAUCAGACUGUUCUCAUCCACUCUGCAUGUGGGGGUGUCGGUCUAGCCGCUGUUCAAAUAUGCAAGAUACAUGGUGCCAAAAUAUAUGCAACCGUUGGGACUCAAGCAAAGAGGGACUAUCUCGUACAUAAAUUGGGCAUCCCCUCUUCUCACAUAUGUGAUUCCAGGAGCACAAGCUUCCUUCAGUCCGUAUUGGAAGCAACAGGCGGACGUGGCGUGGAUAUUGUCUUGAACUCGCUAGCUGGGCCCUUGCUGCAUGCCUCAUGGGCGUGCGUUGCCCCAUUUGGGAAGAUGGUUGAACUGGGGAAGCGGGACUUUCUCCUCAACGGCAUGCUCACUCUAAAGCCCUUUAUCCAAAACCGUGCCUUUUUCGGUGUCGACCUACUCCAGAUAUUCUUAGAGAACUGGGUGAUAUAUGAAAACGUGAUUGAUAAAUUCACGGCAUUAUAUACCCAGGGCAAUAUUCUUCCCAUUUACCCGGUCACAGUGUUCGAAGCCCGCGACAUAGCGGAAGCCUUGCGCGAGCUGUCCAGCUCGAUGAUAGAAAGGUCGGUGUCAUUCCACCCGAAUGCAUCCUACCUUCUCGUUGGUGGGCUGGGAGGAUUGGGACGAGCAGUAUCCGUAUGUAUGGUAGAGAGAGGGGCACGUAACCUAGUGUUUCUUUCUCGAAACGCAGGAGUUGCUGAGGACGAUAAGGAGUUUAUAUGCGAGCUCGAGGCUGCAAGGUGCCAUGUGCAAUGUGUCAGGGGUAGCGUGGCAAGCCUUGCAGACGUCCAAAACGCCGUUACAAUAUGCAAACCACCUUUGAAGGGAGUCCUGCAGAUGUCACUGUGCUUGAAAGAUGGCGUCCUUGCCGGAAUGAGCUAUGAGGAUUGGCGGGCAUCAAUGGCCCCCAAGGUCCAGACCAACUACGCAGCUGCAAACACGUUCCUUGAAGGUUUCUCACGAUACCGUCGCCAGCUUGGUCUGCCAUCCUCAGUCUUGGUGCUAGGAGCCGUUGGCGAAUUUGGCCUGAUCAGCCGACAGCCAAAACUCCUACAGUCAAUGCAAGCUGUUGGCACGUGGCUUUUGGAUGAGGAUGAAGUUUUAAAGGGCUUGGAAAUAUGUAUCAUGCGAUCCCAUGAUUCGAUCGCCACUGAUCCAGAAACCGAGAUAUCACUUCAAGACGCUCGAUUUGCACCUUACGCAAACAUCGAUGCUUCCUCUGAGCAGCGACCCGGUGACGCCAGUAGCAACAUUCUCCGAGAUCUAACCCUCCGGGCAGACAGAGACCCUAACAUCAUGCUCACAGAAGAAUCUCGCAGCCUUAUUAUACAGGAAACAGUUCGCUUGAUUUCCUCGUCCCUCAUCGGAUCUCAAGAUCUCGACGAAGGACAGAAAUGGGAGAUGCCGAUUGAUUCCCUUGCAUCACUCGAAAUCAAGAGCUGGGUCCGGCGGAAUAUGAAUCUCGAUGUCAGUGUGGCUGAGAUUGCUAGUUCACGAACGAUUGGAGGGCUGGCGCUUAUGACUGCAGAUCGCUUGGUAGCGCAUUAUAAAGCUAAGCUUGAGAAUCCGAGCGGUGGUGUGCUUGAUGAAGGGACAACAGAGAUGCCUAGCGAAGUGGUGGACUAA